Cornus florida is the source of this 3335-nucleotide messenger RNA. RefSeq lists its product as uncharacterized. Bases 235 to 2973 code for a protein of 912 amino acids. The record is from RefSeq and is a predicted model, not a curated record. Gene Ontology annotation, molecular function: metalloexopeptidase activity. The transcript has 14 exons. Lineage: Eukaryota; Viridiplantae; Streptophyta; Magnoliopsida; Cornales; Cornaceae. Gene Ontology annotation, biological process: proteolysis.
AAAUAGCCGACGCGGAUGCUCUAAGAAUCACUGCAUAGGUCAAACUUGCUUACCUUCUGCUCUUUCUCAGUGAACGACGAACACGAUUACUAGUAAUUCAACUACCGGACUCAGAGUACACACAAACCCAUUCCUUUCUUCUCUCACACUCAUAUCCCCGAUCUUAAACCCGUCACACUGACGCUAACAACAAAAACUCCAUUAAGGUGCUUGCUUGAUUAUUUCUUGUAUGAGAUGAGACGGAGGCCUGUAAGUUCUCUGGCAACAUCAAACCCGUCGGGGAGUAAUGAAUCGAGUGAUGUGCCCGGUGUUGGUAAUGGAGACCAAACUAAUGAUAGCGUAGAGGGCCCAAAGAGGUCAGCAUUUGUGAUACUGGCUCUGUUUGUUAUGAUUAUAAAUGGGUCUUGGGCAGUUCAUCAUUAUCAGAACGAGAGUUUGCCAAUGCCUCUUACGGCUGGCCAGGCAGGUAAGAGGGGUUUCUCCGAGGAAGCAGCCAUGAAGCAUGUCAAGGCCUUAACUGAAUUGGGUCCGCAUCCUGUUGGUUCUGAUGCUCUGGAUGCUGCUGUGCAGUAUGUUUUGGAAGUAUCAGAAAGUAUUAAGAAGAUGGCUCACUGGGAGGUUGAUGUUGAAGUGGACUUUUUCCAUGCACAAUCUGGUGCAAAUCGUCUUGUCAGUGGGCUUUUCCAGGGGAGAACCCUUGUUUAUUCGGAUCUGAAGCAUAUUGUAUUAAGAAUCUCCCCAAAAUAUGCAUCUGAAGCUGGAGAAAAUGCUAUUCUGGUCUCCUCCCACAUCGAUACCGUUUUCUCAACGGAAGGAGCUGGUGACUGCAGUUCAUGUGUAGCUGUUAUGUUGGAGCUUGCUCGAGGAGUUUCUCACUGGGCUCAUGGAUUUAAGAAUGCAGUUAUAUUUUUAUUUAAUACUGGGGAGGAGGAGGGCCUGAAUGGUGCUCACAGCUUUAUAACUCAGCAUCCAUGGAGCAGUACUGUUCGUUUGGCUAUUGACUUGGAGGCUAUGGGUAUCGGAGGGAAAUCUAGCAUAUUUCAGGCUGGUCCUCAUCCAUGGGCUAUUGAGAAUUUUGCCACGGUAGCAAAGUUCCCAACUGGUCAGGUCAUCGCACAGGAUCUUUUUUCUUCUGGAGCAAUAAAAUCUGCAACAGAUUUCCAAGUUUACAAAGAGGUUGCAGGUCUUUCCGGGCUUGACUUUGCGUACUUAGAUAACAGCGCUGUAUAUCACACAAAGAAUGACAAAUUAGAGCUUUUGAAAUCGGGUUCUCUUCAGCAUCUUGGAGAAAAUAUGCUUGCAUUUCUACUUCAUGCUGGGGCUUCCUCUAAACUUCCUCAAGGCAAGGCAAUGGAAGCAGAUGAAAAAACUGGCCACAACCCUGCUAUAUUCUUUGACAUUUUGGGGACAUACAUGGUCGUAUACCGACAACGAUUUGCCAAUAUGAUGAAUAACUCAGUCAUAAUGCAAUCACUCUUGAUAUGGACUACUUCACUGCUAAUGGGUGGUUAUUCGGCUGUGAUAUCAUUGGCCUUGUCAUGCUUGACAGUUAUCCUCAUGUGGACAUGCUCAUUAACUUUCUCUGCUCUUGUUGCCUUCGUUCUACCAUUCGCAUCCUCAACACCAGUGCCCUUUGUUUCAAGCCCAUGGUUGGUAGUUGGUUUAUUUGCUGCUCCUGCUCUCCUUGGAGCGUUGGCUGGCCAACAUUUAGGUUAUCUGAUUCUUAAAACAUAUUUGUCGAAAGUAAUUUCCGAAAGAAUGGUGAAUCUGUCUCCUGUUACGCAAGCUAAUUUGGCCAAGUUAGAUGCUGAAAGAUGGCUCUAUAAAGCUGGUUUGGUGCAGUGGCUCAUCCUUCUGAUGAUUGGAAAUUAUUUUAAGAUUGGGUCUUCUUAUUUAGCACUUGUUUGGCUAGUCUCACCUGCAUUUUCAUAUGGCUUGCUUGAAGCAACUUUAUCCCCAGCCCGGAUACCAAAGCCACUCAAAACUUUAACGCUGCUGGUGGGCUUAUCAGUGCCAUUUUUAAUUUCUGCUGGCAUAUUUAUUCAGCUAGCAGGCACAAUUAUUGGGAUUGCAGUUCGGUUUGACAGGAAUCCUGGUAGCACUCCAGAGUGGCUGGGGAAUGUCAUACUUGCUAUGUACAUUGCCGUUAUUAUAUGUCUGACGUUGGUGUAUCUCCUUUCAUAUGUUCACAUUUCAGGUGCAAAAUUGCCAAUUAUCCUUGCAACCUGUACUAUGUUUGGCCUUUCGCUGAUUGCAGUAUUAUCUGGUAUUGUUCCACCAUUUACUGAAGACACUUCCAGAGCUGUAAACGUUGUGCAUGUUGUAAAUACAACAAAAUAUGGAACAAAUCUGGAACCCGACUCUUACAUUUCUCUAUUUUCAACAACUCCUGGAAAGUUGACGAAGGAGGCUGAACAGAUAGGAGAAGGUUUUGUCUGUGGUAGAGAGAAGAUUCUUGAUUUCGUGACUUUUUCAGUUCAAUAUGGUUGCUGGAGCCACCAGGAUGCAGGAAGUGGAUGGAGCGAAUCAGAUAUUCCGACCCUGCAUGUUGAUAGUGAUAUAAAGGGAUAUGACAGAAUUACUCAAGUUUCGAUUGAUACAAAAGUUUCAACACGCUGGUCUCUUAAAAUCAAUACUAAAGAAAUAAUGGACUUCAAUAUCAAAGAUAACAGUGAAGAGUUAGUUCCCCUCGGGGACAAAAACAGCAUUAAAGGAUGGCACAUUAUUCAGUUUUCAGGAGGGAAGAAGUCCCCAACAAGGUUUAAUCUGACUCUUUUGUGGGCGAAAAAUUCUGCCAAGCUGACGCACAUGAAGGACCCGCAUCUCCUUCUGAAAUUAAGAACUGACGUGGACAGAUUGACACCAAAAACGGAAACAGUUCUUCGGAAGCUUCCUUCUUGGUGUUCCUUAUUCGGGAAGUCCACAUCUCCCAUGACCUUAGCUUUCUUGACUAGUCUACCUGUCAAUUUCUAGGUAUCUGAACUUUCAUGUCUGUCUUGCUGCGUAGGCGCGAGAGCUCAUACACACACCAAGGACACAAAAUAAAGAAGAAGACACGAUCAUGCGAAAGAAUUGAAGUUACCCAUGGAAUCGAAGAAGAUAGAUUUUUCAGUUUCUUUGACAAAUUAUAAGCAGGCACGAUGUGCUGAUACAAAAAUGUGUGAUUUAUUUGAAUUAAGUUAUUGAGUGUGGAUAUUUAACAGGGAAAAAAAAAAAAAUAGUAUGUGAUGUAGAGGAAAAAUUACUCAAAAUUACCCAUGUGUUAACUAGAGAGCCACACUGUAUCUAUCUUCUUGUGGAAAACAUUUCUAAAUCUCCCCCUUUUAAUUGUAAAA